CACUCGAGCAUGAGAUGCAUCCUCCGGUUACUCCUAAACCGGAAUGGCGCACUGCUCGAUGAAAUGGCGGUUGUUGCGACCGAAGAGUAUCGGUCUGUUGUGUUCCAAGAACCCCGAGUACUUCCGCCUGGCCACACCGGAGCUAGAGUAUGGUUGUAUGAACAUAGGAAGCAGACCUUUGAAGAGGAAACCAAGUGGCGGCAUAGAAUCUCUCCGUGCGAUUCCGUGGAUCUUUGCAUGGACUCAAACGAGAUUCCAUCUCCCUGUAUGGCUGGGAUUCGGAGCAGCGAUCAAGCACGUGGUUCAGAAAGACGUCAAGAACCUCCACAUGCUUAAGGAUAUGUACAAGCAUUGGCCUUUCUUUAGAGUCACCAUUGAUUUAAUCGAAAUGGUGUUCGCUAAGGGAGAUCCAGGUAUCGCUGCUUUAUACGAUAAGCUUCUUGUUUCUGAAGAGCUAUGGCCGUUUUGUUGUGACGGAUGUGAGAAGAUAUAG
Brassica oleracea var. oleracea is the source of this 493-nucleotide messenger RNA. Its product is annotated as phosphoenolpyruvate carboxylase 1-like. Lineage: Eukaryota; Viridiplantae; Streptophyta; Magnoliopsida; Brassicales; Brassicaceae. The record is from RefSeq and is a predicted model, not a curated record. Gene Ontology annotation, biological process: carbon fixation; tricarboxylic acid cycle; leaf development. Gene Ontology annotation, molecular function: phosphoenolpyruvate carboxylase activity. The transcript has 2 exons. Gene Ontology annotation, cellular component: chloroplast; cytosol; apoplast. Bases 44 to 493 code for a protein of 149 amino acids.